Messenger RNA from Engraulis encrasicolus (European anchovy), 3824 nucleotides. Its product is annotated as CCN family member 1. Gene Ontology annotation, cellular component: extracellular region; extracellular matrix. The transcript has 5 exons. Gene Ontology annotation, biological process: cell adhesion; signal transduction. The record is from RefSeq and is a predicted model, not a curated record. Lineage: Eukaryota; Metazoa; Chordata; Actinopteri; Clupeiformes; Engraulidae. Gene Ontology annotation, molecular function: integrin binding; heparin binding. The coding region runs from base 231 to 1436 and encodes 401 amino acids.
AUUGAAAUUUGUGAAGUUUUAAGUAUUGAGUUGUCCAAGGAAGUUCUUGUAUCUGUUUCAUCCUGAAGUGUUUUAACUGCAAGACAACAUUUUCUCCAUCUUUAAUCUUACUGGAUUUGUGGAUUACUCUUCCUCCGGGAUUACAAUUUGAAGAUUGAGACAUCUUUCAUCCAUUUUAUCAUAUCUGAGGCAACUAUUUGACUGAUUUGGAAAAGGGAUUCUCUCGCAAAAUGAGGACGUCUUUGUACAUUCUUGCUUUCGUUAUGGCGAUCAUUGCCACGGUCCGCGCCGGAUGCCCCGCGGUGUGCGAGUGCCCGGGAGGUCGUCCCUCGUGCCCGCCGGGGGUGAGCAUGGUGCCAGACGGCUGCGGCUGCUGCAAGGUGUGUGCCAGCCAGCUGAACCAGGACUGCCACGCUACGCAGCCCUGCGACCACCACAAGGGCCUGGAGUGCAACUAUGGCAACGAUGUGGGCAGCACGCACGGCAUCUGCAGGGCCAAGCUGGAGGGUCGCUCGUGCGAGUACAACGGCCGCAUGUACCAGAACGGCGAGAACUUCCGCGCGGGCUGCAAGCACCAGUGCACGUGUGUGGACGGUGCGGUGGGCUGCGUGCCCCUCUGCCCCACCCACCUGCCCGUGGCGUCGCCCUCCUGCCCGGCCCCGCGCCUCGUCAAGGUGCCCGGCCAGUGCUGCCUGAGCGUGGACUGCCACAAGAGCUCCUCGCUGCUGCCCCCAGUGUUCAGGAGGCCGCAGCCUCCUCCGUUCCUGUACCCGCACCUCCAGCCUUACCCCGUGGAGCCCUACCCGGUGGAUCCCUACCCCAAGCACUACUUCAAGCACUUCCACCACAAGGCCAACAAGGACACCCUCAGCAACGAGCUGCUGCAGGAGGGCGCGGGCAAGAGGUGGGACAAGCCCCGCGGCCCCAAGACGCAGCACCUGGCCGCAUGGAAACAGGAUGGUACUAAACAGUGCGUCGUCCAGACGACGAGCUGGUCCCAGUGUUCGCGUAGCUGUGGCAUGGGAGUGUCCUCCCGGGUCACCAAUAACAACGCCCAGUGCAAACUGGUCAAGGAGACGCGCCUCUGCAACAUCCGACCGUGCAGCUCCAUGGCCGUCCCCAUCAAGCAGAAAGGGAGGAAGUGUUCGCGUACCCAGAAGGCGCCGGAGCCCCUCCGUCUGCACUACGCCGGUUGCCGUAGCGCUCGGCUGUACCGUCCCAACUACUGUGGCGUGUGCCGGGACGGCCGCUGCUGCUCGCCACGCCGCACCCGCACCGCCUCCGUGCGCUUCUCCUGCCCGGACGGCGAGCGUUUCGAGCGCUCUGUCAUGUUCGUGCAGUCCUGCAAGUGCAGCGAGGAGUGCAGCCAUCUCAACGAGGCCGCCCUCCCGCCCCAACGCUGGCUCUACGGCGACACGCACAAGUUCAUCGACUAGCUCCCAAACCCCUUGAAUAACCCCAAACCCUAAUCUCUCUCUCUCUUAUCUCCAUCUCUGUGUCUAUCACUCCCCACCCCCCCCCUUCCCUACCCAGCCAAACCUCUCCACACCCUGGUAGAGUAGUGGUUUCAUGUGUACUUCCCAAGUAGAUGCUAGCCUGAGGCUCGCACAGCGCAGCCUCCACUCCACAAGGAGAGUGUGUUCAAAUCCACAAGAUUGAGGAAAGGGGAGAUGGAGAUAUUAUGGUGUCAUAUUUUCUUUGUUUUAGGUUUACCAGGUCCUAUCCUAUUCCCUUCCUUUUGCUCAGAUACAGUGGAUUAGUGCUGGCCUUAGAAUAGACAACCGCGCGUGUCCCCACGCAGUUUAAUAGGGAUCACCAAGAGAGCCCCGCAUGUAAAUAGCUAGCCGUGGAUUCUACCAGCCACCAUUUUGUCUCCCUGAAGAAGAAGGAAAAAAGAGAAGAAAGAAAUAAAAAGAAAGGAAGAAAGAAAGAAACACAAGCAGUAGCAAUGCACUCUGCGACAGAAGUGGCAUGGAAGGGGGGAAUAUUUCCGUGACUUGGCAGUGAGAGGUGGCCAAAACCCAGAUCCUCAGAGGACUCAGAGAGGCAAGCGAGCAAGCUGCCACAAAAGGGCCCAGUGCACCGUGCGUUUGAGUGGAAGAAUGGGGCUCACUUUUCACACUGCAUGUGGGCAGUCAGUAAAUCCUUCAACUGCAAAAGAGUAUUUUCACCCAGCGUAGCGUGGGGGGAAGAAAAGGGACGUGUAGGCGGAGGUAUAAGACUUGCCUCCCGAAAAGGAGACAAGGGGACUUCAAACGUGGACAAGAGAAAGCUCAAGGGAGAGCAAGAUGGAUGAGAAGGCGUCCCUCUUUUUUUGUUUUUGUUUGUUUUUCUUUUGAGGAAGUCGUUUAUUUUCUUUGCCUCUUAUUUAUGCCAGGCUAUUUAUUAUUUUGACAGAUGAAAUGACAAGCCUUUUCUAUCGAUGAAGAUGAGCCUCUGUUUGGGAGACAAUUAACUGUGAAGGAGCGUUAAAAACAUUCUUUGACCAGUGGCCCUCUCCGUCUUUUCUCAUGAGGGUGUUAGGGUAAGGCCGCGCCGGGCCGACAAAAAAAGAGCAAAGAGCAUGUCGAGGCUCAAGAACUGAACUGAAUCUUCUCUUCAUCUGGAGUGACUGGCCUGAGGCCAUCUCUGAAGCUUGGAGAACACCUUCUCCUUCAACACGACAACCUUCAACACAUUCAUUUUCACAGCAAAGAUGGUGCACUUGGUCUAAAGGGAGACUAGAACCAAAGGACAAUCCCUGCAAUCCUGGCACCGAAACACCAACUUGGUAACUCACAAAUUACAAUGCUGAGUUUUCGGAGGUAGUAAGGAGUCUACCAACCCUCUAGUUUGCUGUGAAAUGCUUACAUAAAUAAAUAAAAAAAUACCAGCAUCAGAAAUAAACAUGUAAUUUGGGACUAGUGGGUGGGUCCGUUCUGGAUUUAAUCUGGCCUCUAAUCUUGCAAGCGAUGCAAAAAAUCAAGAGGCCUAACAGUCGCGUUUGAGUCACUCUGUGCCUCUUUGCGGUCUCUGUGUCGGUUUGCUUGGGCAGUGUUUGACGAGAUGUGGACCCUGACAUCAUCAUUCUCGUUAAAAACCAUGGGAAUAAACCAAAGUGACAGAAGUGAGAGUUAAAUUUGAAGCACGCGAUACGUCUGACCUCAAACACCCCCAUUUCCCAACUAAACGGAAUAGCUUUUCAUUUUAGCCCUCUCAACAGGCAUUUUUCUUAUUGCACACUGGUAUCAAUCUGUUGCUAUUGGAAUGAUCAAGUUUAUUAUCAGGUUGGGAGAUGUGUGUUUAUGCACCGUGACCCAUAGGUCAUAGGAUGGAGAUUUUAUACUACUCAAAGCUGAAACGUACAGAUCUUCAAGCACCUUAUCUGCCUUCUGUCUGAACACAGCUGACAGUGCACCAGUAGAAAUGUCAUCUGGCAGCAGUUUUUUUUUUUCAUUAUCUUAUAUUUGUUGUUACAUUGUACAGUGUGUUGUUCAGAUAAAAAUAAGCAAUUCAUUAUAUUUCAUGUACUGAUGUUGCAGCUAUAUUUAACCUUCAUCAAUUCUUUACUGUUUUUUACAUUCAAUAUUUCUUAAUGGAUAUAAAAGUGGCAUUGUGGAAUAUUAUGGAGCAAAGAAAUAUUUCGCUUUCGGGGGAAUUAUUUUUAAACCGUUAUUAUUCCGAAGUUAGUUCAUCGUUUUCAGUUUUGGCAAGUUUUGUUUUUAUACAAAGCACCAAAAAUAAACCAACCAUGGCGGCAUCAAAUGUCAAGAAUACUGUUUACAUAAAGUCACAGAAAAAAAUGUUUUAUCACUGCAAAUAUUCUGCUUUAAAUAAAACACGAA